This is a messenger RNA of Parastagonospora nodorum SN15, 354 nucleotides long. RefSeq lists its product as hypothetical. The record is from RefSeq and is a predicted model, not a curated record. The transcript has a single exon. NCBI's taxonomy places the organism in Eukaryota, Fungi, Ascomycota, Dothideomycetes, Pleosporales, Phaeosphaeriaceae. The coding region runs from base 1 to 354 and encodes 117 amino acids.
AUGGGACGCCUCAAUCGAUUCAGAAAAAGCGCCGAAGUUUGGAAUCCUCUAGGCCAUCUUCUCGCCGACGAUUUUCUUCCUCUAGCCGACGAGCUUCUUCUCGUCGAUGAUUUGCCUCCUCUAGCCGGCGCUGUGUUUCCUCACGAUGACGACGACAUGAUUGCUCUAACCGACGAUCUUGUUCCUUUCGUCGACGUUUUGCUUCCUGGUCCCGAAGUUGUUUCCUCCGGUGUCGAAGCCAGCCGACUCAUUCUCGAAGGCGGCAUGUCCAUGAAUGGGAUUCCGCUGGAUUUUCCUGUAAGGGCAUGGGACCCAUUUGUGCAGGCAGAUUCGCUCCCCCCUGCCAACGCAUAG